AUGACCCCGAGGGAGCAGCUGAGAAAGAUGUCAGCGAUGGGGGAGCAGGGGGCUCUGGAUGAGAAACACUGGUAUCGCCUGGUCAACGGCAUGUCUGCUGGAGAGCUACGUCAGCGGCAGGAGAUGAUGAUGAGGAACCAGAUGACCAUGACUCCUCAGAUCCUGGCCCAGGGACAGCAGAGGCUACAGGGGGUGCCCACCCAGUUUGAGCCCCGCUUCAUGGAAAGAGAGCUAGCUCCUCCCUCUGAGAUGGUAUCUUCUGAGGUCAGGCAGAUGCACAUGGGGGGACACCUCGGUCCGCCCAUGCCCCCACACCCUGGUAUACCUGGCAGGGGCUUUCCUGGAGCUGGCUAUAGCUUCAUGCCCUCAGAGCCCAUGGAAACAGUUGCCCGGCGACAGGAGCUCAUCCACAAGCAGAACAUCGCCAGGAUGGAGAUGAAUGCCAUCCUCCACCAGAAGGAGAUGGAGAACGCGCAUCAGAAGGGUCUGAUGGGCAUGGAGGCGCCCAUGAUGUACCAGUCCAACGCCAUGGCGUUCCGAGGGCGCCAGCGCCUCCCAGACGGCCACGAUGUCUUCGUCCACCGCACCACCCUGGAGGAAAUGCAGGCCAACAGCCUCCUGAUGUCCUCCAGCCCCUAUCCACCAAUCAGCACGCUGCAGAGGGAGAAGAGCCGCAGGGCCGGUCGCAGAGCAACUAAUCACAAGAGCGCAGAGAGCCACCCAAAGGGCCAAUCGGAGGACAAGAGCGUGGAGCAGAGUCCCGGCGGUGCCUCGGGAGAGGAGAAAGAGGCGGAGGGGAAAAUGGACAUGGGAGGGGAGGCGGCCAGCAAACAACAUCAAACCAAAAUGGAUGCACAGCUCUCGGCUGGCAGCAGGAAGAGCUACAAGGAGGAGGAGCAGGGCCUGCGCAAGGCCUGCAUAAACAGUCAAGAUGGCUGCCCUGACGUUACCAACUGCAACAGUGGGGCCAGUGACAAAGACAUGCCUGGCCAAUGCUCUGCGUUCCAGUAUCCCUCCGCCAGUGGACCUAUCCCAGGCAUGCCUUACAUGUUCCCUCAUGGUGGGUCUACUUUCUACAGUCUUAUUUUGAUCAAAACACUCAGGGGGCACCCCAAUCUCUUUCUCAACGGAGAAGAUAUGUCCUCUAUCCAAGACCUUAGGAAGUGGACAGUGGACGACGUGUACAACUUCAUCAACAACAUACCCAGCUGCUCUGAAUAUGCUCAGACGUUCAAGGACCACGUGAUAGAUGGGGAAACGUUGCCGCUCCUGACAGAAGACCAUCUACUGGACACCAUGGGACUGAAGCUGGGUCCUGCACUCAAGAUACGAUCACAGGUGUCUCGACGGCUAGGCAGCAUGUUUUAUAUGAUGAACCUCCCGCUCGCCGCUGCCGCCGCCGCCGCUCUGCAGGCCGCCCCUGAGAAGGCAGGAGGAGGCCGAUCGUCAGAGAUCAGCUCCCCUGUUAACUGUAACAGUGUGGAGAUGAUGGGCAGCCCGUGCACCAGAGACCCAGAGGGCCUGAAACCAACCGACUCCCUCCCAGAGACUGACAACCCCUCUCCCCCUUCGGCCAGCAGUGGAACUGUCUGAGG
Salvelinus namaycush (lake trout) is the source of this 1595-nucleotide messenger RNA. RefSeq names its product sterile alpha motif domain-containing protein 7-like. The record is from RefSeq and is a predicted model, not a curated record. Bases 1 to 1593 code for a protein of 530 amino acids. NCBI's taxonomy places the organism in Eukaryota, Metazoa, Chordata, Actinopteri, Salmoniformes, Salmonidae. The transcript is spliced from 6 exons. Gene Ontology annotation, molecular function: protein binding.